GUGUGUUGGAUGCAGGAUGGCGCUGCAACCCGGGUAGCAGCCAAGUAUUGCCCGACCUUAUUCUGCUACCAUUCCCAGCGAAAAACUAGAAAUUGAAUAGGCAUCUCAAAUCAAAAUCACACAAAUAAAAGUUACAGUUCUUGCAGCGAAUAACUUCCUAAAAUUGAUUUCAAUCCCUUUAAUUUGAUUCCAAAAUGAACGCCCUGGUCCGAAGGCUACCUUCAAUUUGGGAGAUGUCGGCAUGAGGCAACCUCUGCCGCAGAUGUUGGAUCGUACGGGUGAGAGAAGCCGCAUUCCAAUCCAAUUCUCGAGCAUAGCUCUGCUGCUCUUCCAUGAACAGACUCGGGAUGUCGUCAGCUUCGACGCCGUGAACGCUUCCUUGACCACCUACCACGUCUGUCGCUCAUGCUAGUAGUCCCGCCGUAGCCUCCGCCUCUCGAAGUCGACUCCGCUCUGCGAUGAACUACUAUCGUGGCAUCUGCUGAUGCUAGUGGUGGAGCCAAAAUUGCGGUCGAACCUAGUCGAGCUCAGGACAAGAAGAAAUAGGGGCGGGUUUUGGGAUUUUUUUUUAACAGAGAGAAGAGCUCGUUCAUGGUGAAGUGCGGCGAUGAGAUCUUGAGAAGGCUCAUUUCUUGUGGUGGGCGAGGAGUUUGUAGUCGUAGUCGGAGAACCGGGGAGCCGAAUCCCGCAGAGGGGUUGGCGGAGGACGAGAUUGGGGAGAAACGGUAAGCGGCGGUGGGCGGCGGCUCUGGCGAUGCUUUCCUGAGAUUUGAAGGGUGAAGGGUUUAUUAUUAAUAAUUUUUUACCGGAGAAGGGUUUCAGAUGCAAGUGGGUUGAGGACAGAAUUAAAAUUUAAUUAUAAAUGUAUUUUAUUUAUUUUAAAUUAUUUUAUUAAUGAUGUGGAAAUUGUAAAAGAUUAAUUUUUAAUUUUUUAUAAUUUUUUAAUUUCCACGUCACGCAUUUAACGGUCAACUAUGAGAGUUGACUGCCACAUCAGCUAAAGUUAACGGAGUUGGACGGAGAGUGACCAAAUUUGAAAUGUUUAACUAAUUUUAGUGAGCACGAAUGGAAUUAAAUAUUUUUAGUGACCAAAGCUGAAUCUUUUUCAUAAACCCAAUGACCAAACUUGCAAUUUACCCUUAAAAAAUUUGUACAAAAGAGUACAAGUACAAUAUGAAGUUGUACCAUAACGUUAAAGGUACAACUUCAAGUUGUACCAUAAAGGCAAAAAGCUAUAGCACCAAUGCUAUAUAGCAACGUUGUCAUAACCGAAUCGGAGUAUGACCCGAUAAUGUGAACGAUUCGUACUUUAGUAGUCCAACCAGUAUUGGACUAUUAAAAAAUGUUAGAGAACCGAUAUCAUAUAAACAACAAUAUCAUAACUAUAAGAUGCAUAAUGUAUCAAUUUAAAAAUUUAAUGACUGUUAGCAAAAAACAUGUCUCUCUCCUCUCUCUCUCUCUAACGGCAAUUUCCUCUGAACCGAAUAACGGCUCUUUUUCCGUCCCCGUCGUUGGGACUUCUCCAGCUCGAUCUGUGAGCGCCAUUUACAGCCCCCAACCACCUAGCAAAGAUUGCAGGGAUCUUGUGGAAAAGAAAGAUGGAGGAAGGCGGAGCAAAUCACCAACAGGAGAUGCCCACAUGGAGAUUGGACAAGGCAGGGGAAGAGCUGCAAAAGAAAGAAAGGAAAAUGGGAUAUGGAAACCACCAGACAAUUCAUUAUCAGUCUUCAAAUGUCAGAGAGGGAAGGCAAGAAGAGGAGUACGAGGGAACAGAGGAGCUAAGGGGUGCUAUCCAGGAACAUACAAAAGCAAUAAAUGGAAGAGAGAAGAGUACCUUGAGCCAAGUGCAACUGGAACAGAGCAAGGUGCAGCCGAGACAGAGAUGGAAAAGCAGAACAGGGGAAGAAUAUGUCAACAGAGGGAUAAUGAAAGCUUUGACAAGAUACACAACCACCACCAACUUGGAGAGAGUAAAAUCUACCCUCAAGAAGAAGGAUUUGAAGAGGGUGAGAGGGGAAGGAGAAGUGUACCUGUCAAAAAGAGAGAUCCCAUAACAAAAGCUGGUUGCCAAUAUACAAACCUUCGGUUUUCCCCUGCAAACAGCAAAAACUCAGAAGCCCAAAUUAACUUCCACACAAACACCAUGGAAAUCAGCAAUAGCAAAGCUACAAGCAGAGCUAGAGAGAAGUUUGGAACCACCUUGCCAUCCCCAAGAAACAGAGGCGAUCGGCCAAUUCUUUCAUCCAACGGAGGCAGAGGCAUCUCAAUGAUGCUGGGGAAGAUGCUCACCGAGAACAGAGUUGCUCUGGCCAAGGCGGCAGGGGCAGCACGCUACGCUUGGGGAGGAUAUGGUGAGGUUAACGUUCAACCAACAGAGACCCAGAACCUAUUCAUUUUCACCUUCAACAAUGAGGCUAUUAGGGAGAAGAUAUGGAGGGACCGACCAUGGAGGCUAUCUAAUACGCUAACGGCUAUCGAAAAAUACAACGGAAGAGGCAAGCCAGAAGAAACUCCCAUCGAGAAGGUUGCCAUGUGGGUGCAGAUUCAUGGUAUUCACCAAAAUCAGAGGAGCGAGGAGAACAUGGUGGCGAUUGGCACUCACUACUUCCCAGGGAUGCUCGACCUGGAUAGAGCGAGCUUGGAAUUUACAGGAUACAGGAAGUUUCUGAGGAUUCUGGUGGAGGUCAACAUUGAAGAACCAAUUCCGACCGGUUUUGACUUCCCAUUCACUGACGAAAUCACGGGGAAGUAUUACUGCGAUGUAAUCGAUUUCAAGUACGAGAGGUUGGUGGAAUUGUGCUAUUUCUGUGGAAGAGUAGGCCACAACUGGCCGACUUGCUGGAGGAUGAACGAAGAAAGGAAGAGGAAUGGAGUGGCUUACCUGUCGGAGGUGUACAAUUCCUCUCUCAAGGUGGGAAUUGAUUCUCCUCAUAGGCACCAUUCGGCCAACUACAGAAGCAGCAGGGAGGGGGAAGGCUCAAGAAGCUAUCUGGGAGGAAGAGGAAGCGCGAGGUCGGGAAGCCAGAGCAGAUCGGAUGGGUAGAGGGAGGACAAUCGUCGGGAUCGGUAGGCAGGCUCUAUAAAGGGAAUCUUCAAAUCCCUCCAGGCUUUACGGUGAGAAGGCUAGAGGAGGAGGUUUAGGGAGAGGAAUAGCAAAUCGCAUAGGGGAGAUGGAGAGGGAGGUACAUGGAAGAGAUGGGGGCGACGAAUUUGAACGUGGAGAUGGAUAGGGAGGCGGCGGCGAUGGAAGCAGGGCUUCGAUUGGAAGAAGGGAGGAGCGUUCAGAUUUUGGGGCGGAGCUCAGUGGAGGUGGAGACCGAGUUGUCUCUCGGGCCGACCCAGGCAAUUACCCCUGCCCCCCUAUCGGGCCAAGAAGGCCCAUAUGCAAUAGAUGAGUAUCAGCAUG
Linum trigynum is the source of this 3406-nucleotide messenger RNA. The record is from the annotation of a GenBank genome assembly. NCBI's taxonomy places the organism in Eukaryota, Viridiplantae, Streptophyta, Magnoliopsida, Malpighiales, Linaceae.